CCCUUUGCGGUCUCCUCGCCCGCCUUCCGAGCUAGUGCUGAGGUCGUUGGGGACCUCAGCUUUGCGUCCUCUCUCGCCUGAGGGGGGCAGGUUCCCUGGGCCACCCAGCCACUUCUGCAUUUGGGGCGCCUGCUUUGCAUUCAGCUCUUAAACUGGACAAACCCUGGGGACAGCACGGAGCGGCGCGGUGGCCCGACAGGGCGACGGAGGGCUCCAUCUUACUGUGGGGCUCUCUGUGGGUCCCAGGCUGUUCCCAGCACCUCUGCCCCUCAGUGACAGCAGGAGCUGAGCGCCUCCGUUCUCAGGGCCGCAUGUACUUUAUCCCCAGGUGUCCGGAAUCCGGGCUCUCCCAGAGGACAGAGGCCGUGACUCGUGCGGGCCGGGUUUAUAGUGUUCUGAGGAAUUCAAGAAACUUCUCAUGGCUAAGAUAUAUUGGGUUUUUUGAGAGAGGCCUCCCCUUCUGAUGAAAAGAGAACAGAAGAAUGGACUACAGUCACCAAACCUCCCUAGUCCCGUGCGGGCAAGACAAAUAUAUCUCCAAGAAUGAACUUCUCCUGCAUCUGAAGACCUACAAUUUGUACUACGAAGGCCAGAAUUUGCAGCUCCGACACCGUGAGGAGGAAGACGAGUUCAUUGUGGAGGGGCUACUGAACAUCUCCUGGGGGCUGCGCCGGCCCAUCCGUCUGCAGAUGCAAGAUGACAACGAGCGCAUUCGCCCCCCACCAUCCUCUUCCUCCUGGCACUCCGGCUGUAACUUGGGAGCUCAGGGCUCCACCCUGAAGCCGCUCACCAUGCCCAGCAUUCAGAUCUCGGAAGUGGAUGCCCCGCCCGAGAGUGAGCAGACGCUGAGCCCUACAGACUCCAGGGGCCUGAAGCCCCUGCAGGAAGACACCCCACAGCUGAUGCGCACACGCAGUGAUGUUGGGGUGCGUCGCCGUGGCAACGUGAGGACACCCAGUGACCAGAGGCGAAUCAGACGCCACCGCUUCUCCAUCAAUGGCCAUUUCUACAACCACAAGACAUCAGUGUUCACGCCGGCCUACGGCUCCGUCACCAACGUCCGCAUCAACAGCACCAUGACCACCCCACAGGUCCUGAAGCUUCUGCUCAACAAAUUCAAGAUCGAGAAUUCCGCAGAGGAGUUUGCUUUGUAUGUGGUCCACACCAGCGGUGAGAAACAGAAGCUGAAGAACACCGAUUACCCUCUGGUUGCCCGAAUCCUCCAGGGACCGUGUGAGCAAGUCUCCAGAGUGUUUCUCAUGGAGAAGGACCAGGUGGAAGAAGUCACGUACGACGUGGCCCAGUACAUAAAGUUUGAGAUGCCUGUCCUAAAAAGCUUCAUUCAGAAGCUCCAAGAGGAAGAAGAUCGCGAAGUCAGGAAGCUGAUGCGCAAGUACACCAUGCUUCGGCUAAUGAUCCGGCAGAGGCUGGAGGAGAUGGCCGAGACCCCAGCAACGAUCUGAGCCACACGCGGGAGGGGAUCCAAACGCCACAGGGGCUGCCACUGACAUGAGAAGACACGCCGGAAGCUGGGUACCUUACUUCCAUGGAAACGUGUAGAUACAGACCUCUCCAGCUCCCGCCGAGCCACCAUCUGUUGCCCGGAGCAGGAUGGAGAAGCCAGCAGGCAACUCCCAUCCUUGGAUCCCCAGGCUCCACUCCUUUCUUUCACUCACAAGGACUUUUGAAUUUUGUUAUAAGGACCCAAAGCGCGUGCGUGUGUGUGUGUGUGUGUGUACACACAUGAGCACACGCAUGCACACGUAAGCGUGUGCACACAUGGUACAUAGCCACGUGCCUACCUGAUGUUCACAUGCGACUGAACUCCGAGCCCCGGCUCCAUCAUUGUGGAGCCUGACGGUGCGCAGCUGGAGAGCAGGCACGUCGGGGGGUCACCGAUCUGAGGGGCUGACCUCAAUGGCUUCCCUCGAGUGCCAGGGAGUAGCCGCACGUGUUGGGAAGGGAAGGGGACUCCGCACGCUCACCAUUUGGGGUAUUUAUAUGUUGGUAGAGAUUCUCCCUGUACGUCUAGAAGGCCUGGGCAUUGGAAAUUAACAAAAUAGCAGUCCCAGGCCCUCGGGGAAGGUCGGAUGGAAAGAGAACGAUAAAUCAUCUGUGGGUUAGAUGCAAUAACCCCACAAGUUUUUACACUGGAAACUUGGAUCGUUUAAAAUAACGAAGACGUAUGUGAUGAUCUCUGUGGAUUCUGCCUCUGUGUUCACCUCCAUGGCCACGUCUCAGAGACAGGAGGGCAGCCUGUUGUUCCACUCAGCAUGCCAACCCCAACUCUGGCUAGUGUGGACGGGGCCUGGCCUUGUCCUGGGGUGGGGCCCAGAGUCUCCCUCUUUAGGGAGUCACAGAAGCUCCUUACAGAUGUGACGGAUGCCUGGGAGACCAGCCCAUUUCCCAUCAAGGGCUCUCCCUGCACUUGGAGCUGAGGCCAUGAGUUUGAGAUUGCCCUCUCCUUAUGCAUCUGGACUCCAAAGCAUGAGGACAACCCAGCGACUGACCGAGUGUGGGACUCAGGGAAGCUCGGUGGGCUGCCCUGUGAAGGUGCAUAGGGAGGCUGGAGCUUCUCGGAGCAGCCACCUGGGUGAUGUUUAGAACAGACCCCAGUGGGGGGAAAGGGUGGGACGGUGUGUCCCCUCUGGCUCCCAUCAGGAAGACCGCUGGGUAGCUGGGCUGGUACAGUUUGAAGAGGGACAGACAGAGGCUUGGAGCGGGGUGCCUGGCUGUGGAGAUCAACCAAGCAAGGCUGGGAGCUCCUAACAGCAGGUGUCUCAGCCUUGUUGGGGGAAGGUCUCCCCAUCUCUUCACCUCCUCUCCAAGAAAGGUUUGGGGAGCUGAGCAGUUGGCGGAAGGAGAGCCACUGAUCAGUGUCCCCAAGGAAGGUGGAUGUUUGCAGCAGACCCGUUCCUGCCCCCUCCUGCCUCCUCUCCUCUGUGGCUUCCGUGGCCUCUUUAGAUGGCUCACAGCUGUGGUCUUAUUGUUGACUUUCACAAAGAUGGCGUGCUGCCACCUGGCAUUUUGCCGGGGGUCUCCUAGCAAGGCGACCUCCUCCUCGGGGACAGUGCCCCAGCCCUAUGGGACGUGGACUGGAAAUCCGGAGGCCUUAGUCGCAAUCACAGACCUCGGUGGGCCCCUGCAAAAUGCACAGAAAACCCGGGGGCAGGGGGAGAGGCUUCCUUUGUCACAGAUGGGAAAGAGCGGGUUUGUGAAUGCAAACACACUUCCUGAGUUGUGCAUUUGAGAAAAUGACUUCAGAAACUUCUCUUCCAGUUACUUUUAUUUUGAAUGUUCAAAGACUGUGUGGGCCCCAGUGAUUCUCCUUGGUGGGCUAGGCAGAAAGAUUUCCACAGAGCAAAUUACUGACCACUAACUUUUGUUGGACAGCUCUUUCGGGUUUAUACGAGUCCUCUUUGAUUUGCACUAGAACUGCGAGAGUUUAAAUAGGGAAAUGUGGCAAAACGUCAGGUUUGCCAGCUCCCUUUCUGAGAAAGCGAUACUAAGGUAAACCUGGUUUCUUAAAGAUGGUGGGGGGGGGUCAGGGUAGAAGUCGGGGGGAUCACAUCUUAGAAGAUACAUUCCAGUUACCACAGGCUGUACUUUUCCAUUUGGCCCACCCCGUCUAGAGAUCAUUUCGCACGUCCUAAUAACCCGAUCAGGAAUUUUGGAAAGGUCCUUUGAAACAGCAGCGGCUGAAACAGAGACACUUCUCCACGGUGUGGAGCCGGAUUUUCUCACUGGUAUCACAUGGCUUUGCAGCUUUGAAUUCCUCUAGUGAUUUGUGUGGGUUUAUGUCAUUGCGUGCAAUGAACCUGAAAUCGUGUGAAGAACAAAAGGCCAAUUUAUAGGGUUUUUUCCCCUAACUUGUGAAAAGCCGAAUAGCCACAUCUGGCUUUCUUUUUCUAGGGGCUUGUGUUACAAGGUGAUCAAAUGAAGGAAAAGCCUGGCUGGGAAGGGGGUCCCUUCCCCCAGGUGGUGGUGGAAUUAAGCACAAGGUCACUUUCUUGGUGAUCACAUGAGUGGGCAGGAGAUGAGUUAAAUGCGGGGGGCGUGAACAGGGGUAUCUUGGGGAGGGACUGAGAAGCACAAACAGCAGGCCUGCCUGUGCGGACUGGUGAGGAAUGUGUGCACUGGGCUCCAGGCUGAUGGACUUGAAUUCUACGUGAGGUUGAGGGGGGAGGAGCUCAGAUUAGCCCCCCACCUUUGAGGAAAAUGCUGGGACCAAAAGCCGAGGUUUUGGUCUGAGACUUCAAGGAGAAAUGUUUACACCCUUCCCUUUUCCCUACCAGAAAGAAAAUAACACUCUGUCCUGGAGAUGGCCAGAUAAAGACAUUUUAUCAUCAUUGUAGAUGAGACUUUGCAAUAGAAUGACACACACACAAAUCUGUUCUCAGAUGCAAAACAUCUUGGCACAAAUUCUUAUCUUCAGGGUUGGGUGGUUAUUUCAGUGUCAGGAACAAAGAGGAGCGAUGGCUCCCAGAAGGCAAGACACUCUCUUAAGAGAAGCUCUCCUCCAAAGAAAAAAAAAAAAGAAGGCCAAGCUCCGUAGCGGGGAGAAUGUGGUGUCACAGGUAGGUCACCAAGAGAGGAACUUUCUGUGAACGAGGGAAUUUCAGGGCCUCGUGGCCAAACCAUGAUGUGGGGGCUGAGACGGCAGGCAGGGGAGGUCUCCAGCAUCCUCGAGGCCACACACACAGUUUUGAGUUGUUACUGCAGUUGUUGUAUACAAAGGCUUGCUUGAGUCAGGCGAGGUGAGAAAUGAUCUCCGAGAGAGAGGUAGAGAUACGGGUGAAUCCGGCACCCCUUCUUUCAGGCAGAACUGAAAGCGUUUACCCUGCCACGGGGGGUUACAGCGCCCCCUGUGUUUGAACCAAGCACAAGACGUGGACAAGCUGGGAAGGGAAAGCCUCAAGUUGCCCUUGGAGUCUUCCCCGCGGAUUGCAGACCUGCUCCCCAGGCCGACGGUUUGUGGUGCUUUACUCUAGUGUUUCUUCAGGGUUUCCCCACUUGUGUUAGCUUUGUGAGUAUUCUUUCCUUCAUCAUAACUUGCCUCAACCAUGGUACAUGACCUGGGUCAGCAUUUGGUUCUGAACGUACAGACUGAUGCGUCUGGGUGUUGUAACAUAAUUUGACAAGGCCUCAGGAGGGAGCCAUAAAUGUCUGUAACAUGUUGGUAUGUUUUAAUGCAGCUAACUUAGAUCUUGUUGAAAUAAAGCACUUUUCAAAGAGAA
Messenger RNA from Ailuropoda melanoleuca (giant panda), 5237 nucleotides. It is a transcript of the gene RASSF2, whose product is annotated as Ras association domain family member 2. Bases 483 to 1463 code for a protein of 326 amino acids. Gene Ontology annotation, biological process: positive regulation of JNK cascade; regulation of non-canonical NF-kappaB signal transduction; signal transduction. NCBI's taxonomy places the organism in Eukaryota, Metazoa, Chordata, Mammalia, Carnivora, Ursidae. Gene Ontology annotation, cellular component: cytoplasm; nucleus. The record is from RefSeq and is a predicted model, not a curated record. The transcript is spliced from 12 exons.